AUGGAGAGCUCUGUAGGAGAAGCAGCGAAGAAGCAGCAGGAGUUUGCUUUGGCAUCCGCCUCCGAGCUCGCUUCGUUGUCGUCUUCUACUACUCUGGCACCGGCGGUGGCUCGGUUCAGUCCCGAAGACGGAGUUGCAGAGCUCCGGUUUCAGCAGGAGGCUGAGUCCGAUGCCCGCCUCAAUGUCGAUCUCCAAACUGCUAAGCUAUUCAAGUUAGGCCCGGUGCAGUCAGUUUGCAUAACAGAAAGUUCUGAUACCGAUGAAGAGAAAUCGUAUUCAAGGGGAGUCACUAUUCGUUUUAAUAACGAGGAGGAGAGUGCAGCCUUCCAUCAUGCAUUUGAGCAAUGGAAGAAGGACCUUGUUGAUCAAGGACAAAAGUUACCAAAUGGAGAACUAUCAUCUACCAAAAGCAAGUUUGACGACAAAAUAGAGCCAUCUUCUGCUAAAAUGUAUUUCCAUUACUAUGGACAAUUGCUACAUCAACAGAACAUGUUACAGGAUUAUGUUAGGACAGGAACCUAUUAUGCUGCUGUCAUAGAAAAUCGUGUGGAUUUUAAUGGUCGCGUGGUUGUUGAUGUUGGUGCUGGUAGUGGUAUUUUGUCAUUAUUUGCUGCACAGGCUGGUGCUAAACAUGUUUAUGCUGUGGAAGCAUCUGAAAUGGCAGAUUAUGCACGCAGGCUAAUUGCAGGGAACCCUUCACUUGGUGAAAGGAUAACUGUAAUCAAAGGUAAAAUUGAGGAGGUUGACUUGCCAGAGAAAGCAGAUAUCCUUAUCUCAGAGCCAAUGGGCACUUUGUUAAUUAAUGAAAGAAUGCUGGAAACCUAUGUGAUUGCAAGAGAUCGGUUCCUUCAACCAAAUGGGAAAAUGUUCCCCACAUUGGGAAGGAUUCACAUGGCACCUUUCAGUGAUGAAUAUUUGUUUGUUGAAAUAGCAAAUAAGGCCCUCUUCUGGCAGCAACAAAAUUAUUAUGGAGUUGAUUUGCAACCAUUGUAUGAAUCUGCAUUCCAGGGAUAUUUUUCACAGCCUGUGGUAGAUGCUUUUGAUCCAAGAUUACUGGUGGCUCCUUCAAUGUCUCAUGUGAUUGACUUUACCAAAACAAGCGAAGAGGACUUGUAUGAAAUCGACAUACCUUUACGGUUUACAGCUACUGUAGGCACUAGAGUGCAUGGGUUAGCAUGCUGGUUCGAUGUCUUGUUUGAUGGGAGUACCGUACAAAGGUGGCUUACCACCGUGCCUGGUGCACCAACAACCCAUUGGUACCAAUUACGCUGCGUUCUCUCUCAGCCAAUUUAUGUGAUGGCAGGACAAGAAAUCACUGGCCGACUCCACAUGGUUGCCCACAAUUCUCAGAGUUACACAAUAUAUCUCACUUUGGCAGCUAAAAUGUGGGGCCCUGGGGCUGAGCUAGGAGGUAUAAUUCAGCAGUCUUCUUGUAAACUUGAUCUCAAAGAGCCCUACUAUAGAAUGUCGCAACCGCAAGCCUACACAAUUGCCCAAGAUCAGCAACCACAUCAGCAAAUACAGACACAGCUCUAAGCAAUAUGCUGUACAAAAGCCACCAGUCUGCUCAACCCAGAAAGAAAUUCGAGCAGAUGUCGAACCAACGGAAUCUCGACUGACCGCAGCCGCGGCUGGAGAUGGAGAUUGUUGAAUAUUAACCACAUUAUAGCAGCGGCUGGAAAGGAACUAACUUGAGAUGGUGAUCUUUUGCAAAGAAAUAUACUGUUUAUUUUUAGACAAGACAACCAUCUUAUGACAUUACUGGGUGCGUCCCACAUUCAGUCUUACGUGCACUGAUAAAAUUCGUAUAUAAAACUGAAGCUUGUAAUGGCCAGGGAGACCACAUAUUUACACUAUAUUCUCGAAAUAUCUAAUGUGGCAAGUGAUGUGUAUA
Molecule: messenger RNA, 1894 nt
Organism: Pyrus x bretschneideri (Chinese white pear)
Lineage: Eukaryota; Viridiplantae; Streptophyta; Magnoliopsida; Rosales; Rosaceae
Product: probable histone-arginine methyltransferase 1.3
Exons: 14
Coding region: 1-1536 (511 amino acids)
Biological process (GO): peptidyl-arginine methylation
Molecular function (GO): protein-arginine N-methyltransferase activity
Source: RefSeq, a predicted model, not a curated record